Messenger RNA from Vigna unguiculata (cowpea), 1438 nucleotides. RefSeq lists its product as uncharacterized. Gene Ontology annotation, cellular component: DRM complex. Gene Ontology annotation, biological process: regulation of DNA-templated transcription. Lineage: Eukaryota; Viridiplantae; Streptophyta; Magnoliopsida; Fabales; Fabaceae. The record is from RefSeq and is a predicted model, not a curated record.
UAAUGUCCAAAACCCUAUUCACUGCUAUCUUUGAUCUUUUCUCUUCCUUCCGUUCAUCUUCUUCCCUCUAUGUUCAUCUUCUCCUGUUUUCUUUUCACUGUUUAUCUUCUGCAUUGGUCCUCACUCUGAUGUUCAUCUUCUCCGUCGUUUUUUCAUCCCUGAGUUUCUUCUUCUGUGUUUCGUGCUGAUUUUUCUUUUCUUGUUCCUCCCUCACCCAUAGUCUGUAACGGAAACUGAAUCGCCAAUCACACGAUUCAGAUCCUGUUUAUGUCACGAUUCAGGUUACAAAACGAUUCUUCAAACCAUAAGUAUCGCGGAGGAAGAAUCUUGUAACUAAUAGGGGUUCCAAUCGUACGAUUCUAACUACACUUACAAAUUCUAAAUUUGGUGGCUAUAGUCUGGCAAUCCUAAAAUGGACUUGCCUAAUCGUGAUAACCAGCAGAGUGUUGCUGUGAAGAAGACAGCACUGAGAGAUCUGCAGAAUGAUAAUAAAAUCAUGGUGCCAACCUCUGUUGGAAGCUCUUCGCUUUUAAAGGAUAAGGAUCCUGGUACUGAAUCGAAUAGGGUUUCCGGUACAAAGAGACCCUUUUCUGACCACCCAGUGAACCAAAAUCUCCAGCAAUCUCCGGGAAAUAAUGCUGCAAAUGGACAUCUUGUGUAUGUCCGUAGAAAAUCAGAAGCAGAAAUGGGCAAGGGCACUGCUUUUGAAAAUCCAAGUGUUAAUGCUUAUUGUUCACAUUCGAAGCAACUUUGUUGUGAAGAGGAGAAUGCUCAACCAAAAUCUCAGAUAAAGGAACCAAAGGUUUCUUCUUUCCCUGCAUUUGCACCUUUUCCCGUGGCUUCUUCGAUGAACUCAUCUGGAAAGCCUUCAGUUCCUGUUUCUCUUGGGAAAUCUUCAAUCAAGUUAGCACCAGUUGAGUCCAAUUACGUGACAGCUUCUUCUGGCGCUACUCCCACCACUGGUAAUCCAAAGGGAUUAAAAAAUCUGCACUGGGAAGAGCGAUACCAACAAUUGCAGAUGUUUUUGAAGAAAUUGGACCAAUCAGACCAAGAAGAAUAUAUCCAAAUGCUUCGCUCCCUGUCCUCAGUUGAACUUAGCAAACAUGCUGUUGAGUUAGAGAAGAGAUCAAUUCAGCUUUCAUUAGAGGAAGCCAAAGAAUUACAGCGUGUUGCUGCUUUAAAUGUGUUGGGUAAAUCAGUGAAGAACUUCAAAGCGCCAGUUGAUCACGACGAGUGUUCAGACAAGUUGAAGACGUGAUCAUGAUCUUUCUAUUUGGGCUGCUGUAAAUUUCCACGGGCAGUGGAAUCUUUCUGACUUUUUGUUUUGCUUAGAGUUUAUGCUGAUUCUCUUAAAAUCUUCUAGUUGACAGAAAUUAUCCAACACCUUGUCCACGAAAAUUGAAAAUGGUUAUCUAUUGCAGUUUGUGCUUCUUGUAUA